Molecule: messenger RNA, 1743 nt
Organism: Brassica napus (rape)
Lineage: Eukaryota; Viridiplantae; Streptophyta; Magnoliopsida; Brassicales; Brassicaceae
Product: F-box/kelch-repeat protein At3g13680-like
Exons: 1
Coding region: 451-1638 (395 amino acids)
Molecular function (GO): protein binding
Source: RefSeq, a predicted model, not a curated record
UUCUUUUUUAAAAUUUCUUUUAAAUCCUAAACAAAAGAAAUUAUAUCAUAUUUUUGAUAUUUGUCACCAUCUUAAAAAUUUAUCGACACAUGUCGCAAUCAUGUUAAUUUGCAGCUUUAAAAAACCAAAUUUUAUAUAAUAAGAUGAAUAAAAAGUGUGCGUGUUUUCUUUUCUAUUCUGGCAAAUUUCCUAAUUUAAAAUUCUGGAUAUGCAUUAGAUAUUUUAAUAACACAUGUUAUUUAAUAAUUUUUUUUUUCAUCAAACCGUUUUAUAUUUAAAAUAUUUAAAACUAAAGUACUAAAUAUUAAUAUUAAUUUGUUUAGAAUCCACUAUUGGAAAAAUUCCAUCAAGAUUUACGAAACAACAAGCAAUAGAGAUAGCAAAGCCGCCGUUAUAUAAAUCGGCGACACAUAAAAAUAUCGUACCCUAGUUUGCAACUUCAGAAAAAAAAUGACAACGAUGUCCGAUCUUCCACAAGAUUUGACAAAAGAGAUAUUCUCUAGGGUUCCAUUGACAUCCCUAAGCGCUGUGCGAUCCACUUGCAAAAGUUGGAACUCUAUCUCUAAGUCUCAGGUUUUGUGCGAAUCAGCCGCAAGAAGGAAGCAGUUUCUAGGGUUCAUGAUGAAGGAUUUUAGUGUUUGCUCGAUGAAGUUUGAUCUCCAAGGAAUCCAAAACGAAGCAGACUUUGUUGACCCAUCUAUAAAGCAAGUAAGUGUACUUGACCAAGUAGAGAUAUCUCAAAUCUUUCAGUGUGAAGGCUUACUUCUAUGCGUCACCAGAGACAAGUCAAGGCUCUUGAUGUGGAAUCCUUAUUUGGGGCAAACAAGGUGUAUUCAACCAAGAAACACUUUCCUAAGUGGAGACCAAUAUGCUCUUGGAUAUGACAAGAACCGUAAACACAAAAUCUUGAGGAUUUUAGGUGACUGUAAAAGCGGUUACAUGGUUCUUGGGUAUGAAAUCUUCGAUUUGAGCGCUAAUACAUGGAAGGUUUCUAAUGACAAUCGAGACUGGCAAAUAGAUCAUUAUCAACGUGGUGUGUCUUUGAAGGGACAUACUUAUUUUUUGGCUAAAGAGAAAAUAAGAAUAGGUGGAACAAACAAUAAUAUAGAUUGUAUACUCUCUUUUGAUUUUACAACAGAGAGAUUUCGUAAACUGCUGCCUCUGCCGUUUAAAUCUCAUUAUUCAAAUAAAUUGCUCUUAUCUUGUGUCAGAGAAGAGCAGCUCGCUGUAUUACAUUACAACUGGGUGAUGGGUCAAGCGUUGGAGAUUUGGGUCACGAAAAAAAUUGAUCCUGGUGAGGUUUCAUGGAGCAAGUUCUUGAGAUUCACCUCUAGCUGUAUUGGUCAUAUUAUACCUGGGAGUUUCUUCGUUGAUGAAGAAAAGAAAGUUGUUGUGGUUGUCGAUCAAGAUUACAACAGACGGAUCGUGACUGGUCGCAACCAAAGUGCCCACAUACUUGGACCAGAUAGAUACUUCAAAUCUGUGAAUAUCGGAGAGACUCGGUAUAUUGGAAAACGUAGCAAGCAUGGAUAUAUGAUCUCUGAAUUAUGUCGCCCACGUGUAUGCUCUUCUUAUGUUCCAAGCUCAGUGCAACUACAAACCAAUCAACCGGUAAAAUCAGAAGAAAGUGAAAAUUAAUUAGUUCUAUGUACAAUGCUUAAUUUGCAUCAAACAUCUUCGGAAAACUAUUAAUUUGUGUGUUUGCUAUAUAUCAUCUAAUAAACAAUUCGGUUUUUGAAUGUU